AUUCUGCAUGCUUGAUGGAUAAGCUUGAUAUAUUAAUUUCAUGUAAACAUGUUAUUUUUGUUACGCUGUGUUAUCGGGUGCUAAGCGUAUAUUUCUAUCGUUAAAUUUCAAAUGGCCCUAAGUCAUGCAACAAAGUUUCUCAUUUGAAAUAAAACAACGCUGAAAUAUUGUGGAGCGCUCUACAUUGUUCAGCUAGGUUCAACAUGAAUUACAUAUUUGUUUGGAUAUUAGUGCUUUUGCUGAAUACUUUGGACCAUGGCAUCGAGGCAAAGUACAUUGUAGACGUUUCGCCAAUCAUAGAAUGUGACAACGGAGCACCGUUCAUCAGCGUUGAUUUGGACAAUUUCAAUGCAAUAAAUCAAGAAGACGAUGGCGACUUGUUUUACAAUGGAAGUAUCACCUUUCUGAAAGUUUUUCGCUCGCCAUGGAAGUUCAGGCUUACGUCGAAACGCCUGGAGCGUGGAACUUGGCAACCGGGAAUGGUCAGCAAAGAGUAUCCCGAUUUGUGUACUGCUAUGAAGAAUCCGUUUGAAACUGGGCUGUACAAAGUCACACAAAAGAUAACGAAGAACUGUCCGUUUGAAGCAGGGUAUGUACAAAUAUUUGAUAUGGUGGAUAUUGGAACUUUUGGUAUGGACAUUCCGCCUUCGUUCGCCGGGGAGUGGAAAUUCUACGUGGAUAUGUGGAUUCCUCGAGGUUUCCGAGUGGAUCAUGAGUGUUACGCAUUCCCAGCUACAAUAUUAGAGGCCUGAUCCUAGCAGAAGAAAUGCCAACAACUAUCUUGUCAUAGAGAAAACAUAGGUAAAUGAAAUCUUCAUGAACACCCAUUGUCACGUUUGACAAGAUUCAAGAUAAUGAUUUUAGAGUUAUGAUCAUUGUAUUACAUCCACCUGGGAACACGGAUAUUUUAUCGAAUGGUGUUAGGACAGGGUGGGAGGUUAAGCAGAACUGGAAGCGACUAAAUGUCUUGAAAAUAUACUAAUAUUUAGAUAAAUACCUUAAAGAAUUCAACCUGAAA
Molecule: messenger RNA, 1018 nt
Organism: Aedes aegypti (yellow fever mosquito)
Lineage: Eukaryota; Metazoa; Arthropoda; Insecta; Diptera; Culicidae
Exons: 4
Coding region: 204-752 (182 amino acids)
Source: RefSeq, a predicted model, not a curated record